This is a messenger RNA of Larimichthys crocea (large yellow croaker), 4155 nucleotides long. It is a transcript of the gene nipal4, whose product is annotated as NIPA like domain containing 4. Gene Ontology annotation, cellular component: membrane. Gene Ontology annotation, molecular function: magnesium ion transmembrane transporter activity. The coding region runs from base 287 to 1546 and encodes 419 amino acids. The transcript has 10 exons. The record is from RefSeq and is a predicted model, not a curated record. Gene Ontology annotation, biological process: magnesium ion transport. Lineage: Eukaryota; Metazoa; Chordata; Actinopteri; Sciaenidae.
GGUGCAGGAGUCAGGUGUCGCUUUGUUUACCUCCUCCACCGCUCCGCUGUGGGUUCAGACGGAGUUGUUACGUGAAGUCAGACACACCUGUUAAAUCCCCGGGUUGAAAACAUCGUUUCAAUGCGCACAGGUGAAUUAUUCUCACCGAAUUCUUUGUUUUUGGUGACCACCGGCUCAAUGUACCGGGAUAAAGUGUUGUUCCGUGUCUAGACUUCUGAGUUUGUCUUGGACAAAAGCUCUCAGCUCGGUGUUUCUGCGGAUUUUGUUUCCUCAACAAAGCGGCACGAUGAGAGACGUCCAGGUGAAUAAUGAGACGUGCAGAAAUGGGUCUGUGAUCAUGUUGUCGUGUGGCUCUCAGUCUGCUGUGUGUUUGGUCAUCGGCAAUCAAGCGCCGUUCUACACACACCUGGAUAACAUCACUCAGCCAACAGCCCUGAAGACAAACAGCACCUACAACCUGUGGCUGGGCCUGACUCUGGCUCUGAUGUCCGCCUUCCUGAUUGGUGGAAGCGUCAUUCUAAAGAAGAAAGCUCUCCUCCGAUUGGCCAGCACGGGUCGCACCAGAGCAGGUGACGGAGGCCACGGCUACCUAAAGGACUUGCUAUGGUGGGGAGGCUUGUUAACCAUGGGAGCUGGAGAAGCCUGUAACUUUGCUGCCUACAUGUUCGCUCCGGCCACGUUGGUGACUCCGCUGGGCGCUCUGAGUGUCCUCAUCAGUGCAGUCUUGUCUUCCUACCUGUUGGGGGAGGUGUUGAACGUGGUCGGGAAGUUCGGCUGUCUGCUGUGUGUGCUGGGAAGCAUAUUAUUGGUUAUCCACGCCCCACAGGAGCAGGAAGUGACGUCACUACAGGAAAUGAGCAAAAAGUUGCUGGAGCCUGGUUUCCUGGUCUACAUGUCGGCGGUGUUGCUGCUGUGUGCAGUGCUCUGUCUUUAUUUCUCUCCUCGGGUCGGUCGCUCUAACAUCCUCGUCUACAUCAGCAUCUGCUCGUUGCUCGGAGCCUUCACAGUCUCUUCCGUGAAGGGUCUCGCCAUCGCCAUUAACACCGCGUUUUAUGAUAUAUCAGUCCUUGCUAGUCCUCUCACCUGGAUCCUGCUGUUCACUCUCAUCAUCUCAAUAGUAAUACAGGUGAACUACCUGAAUAAGUCUCUGGACACCUUCAACACGCUGAUGGUCUAUCCCAUCUACUACGUCCUCUUCACCUCUGUGGUUCUGUCCACCUCCAUCAUCCUCUUCCAGGAGUGGAGGAGCAUGGUGGCCGUGGACGUGGUCACAACACUGGGAGCCUUCCUGGUCAUUGUGGUGGGCGUGGCCAUGCUCCACAUGUUCAAAGAGAUCCAGGUAACGAUGAGGGAGCUGACCAAUCAGCUGUCUCAGCCGGUGGAGAGGGAGGGGCUCGCAGAGGAGAUUUCAGCCAGUGAACAAAUAGAAAAUGAUGUAGGAAGGAGGAAUAAAAAAGAGGAUAAAUACGGACUGAUGGACAACAUGGUGAUAGAGAGUCUUCCUCCUAUGAGAGAGGAGGGCCCGAGAGUCUUCAUCAUCAGCUGAAAGAGCCAGAUGAAGACAUAGGUUUGUGUUUCCUGUCUGGACUUUGGAGUUCAGAUUCACUGUGAUAUUUUAAGUUUUGUGCACUUUCUUAAAGGUCCUUUAGUUUGACGGUUAGCCAGUUCAUCCUCCUCCUUUAAUAUUUCACACAAAACAAACCUAAAUGUACUGUGCAGGUCCUGGACAGAAAUCUGAGAGAAUCUCUGACCCCAUAUAACAAAAAGAAAAACUUAACAUCUACAAAGAAACAAUAAAUGACUACAAAGAGACGCAAAAUUACUACACAGAGAUUUAAAAUGGUUACAGACAACUACACCAAAUGAUAUACAGAGAUACCAAAUGAUUAUGAAGAGAAUGAAAAUGAGUACAGAGACAAAAAAAUAUUACAAAGAAACACUAAAUGACUACAAUGAUGUAAGACUUUUGGCAUGAAUGAAAGUAUAUUAAAUUACGUCUGGAUGUUAUCCAGAUCUGAGACAUUAGAAGUCUCAAGUGUAAAUGAGGCCACUGUCCAUUAUCAUUUCUGCUACACCUUCAGAUUCUUUUUACGUCCCCUCUUGGAUGUGGUGAGAGGUAAGAAAAUGUUUUAUGUUAUGUUAUAUAAACUUUAAUAACCAGCUUUCUUUUUUGAAAGAGUGCUUUAAAUUGUAACUCUGAUGUUGUUCAAGUCUUCUUAUUGUCAACAAAUCUCAUGAAAAACCAAAACCAGCAAUGUCUCCCAAUACUUUACAGAGUACACCACUCUGUCUAAAAAUAAAGCUGUUAAUCACAUCUGAUAACGUGUGAAAAGUUGACAGUAUGCCACCUGAAACCCUGUUCUGACUGGAAUCAGUUCUGAAUAAAUAAUAAGCGGUAGUAUGUUUUUUAGGUCACACACAUACAGACCGGACAGUUGUGUAACUUGAGAAUAGAGACUUCAGCUCUGUGGUUAAGUUUUACUCAAGUCGAUGACAACACUUGUUCAAUCUGUCAGACUAAUUUCAUCAUCCCGUCUCUGUUUUUCAAUAAAUCAGCGGUAGAUGCCUAAAAAUCCACGUUGACGAGUGGCUAGCUACCAACAGCCUUUUCAUAGUGCAAUAGUACACAGCUCUAAAGAAGGUGCUGCUUUUAAACAUCAUCGUCUCAAGGCAGAUGUGUCAUCAGUUAAAGACGGGGAAAGCCUGAUGUAAUGGAGAUGUAAAUGUCUGUUGUGCUGGGCUGAAACCAACAGUUAUGGUCUGUAGUUUUCGAUUAAUUAUUAGUUUUAGUAGACUCGUAUCUGUGGUUUGGAGACUUCUGGUUCUUAGCUAAUUUAGCCUGGCUAGCUAAAGUAGCUUUCAUGAAAGCUGGACAUGAUUAUGAGAUUAUUUUCUCUUCUGUGGCAAGAAACACGACACACACGUACUGUGGAUAACUUGAUUUUGAUAUUUUUAUGGAUUUGUUGACGGUAUAGAAAACACAGAGAAAUACAAAACUACUAUCAAAAAAACAUCUUUCCAUUGCACUUUGUUCACUUUGUUAAUCAUCAUUUCAAGGCCUAUAUAUACGUUUCACAUAUGAUUUUAUAUAAUUUGAAUUAUCGAUAAUCUUAUUUCUGACAUCACUGUAAAAAUUUUAAUUAUUUCCAUAGUAUGUUGAAUGUUUUCUUUACAACUGAGUGUUGUAUUAACCUAUUGCAUUUCUUUACGUUCUAUGUUUUUUGAUGUAUUUAUUUUAGUUUUAUGUUUUCUCAACAGUGAAUAAGAAAGGUAUUUUUAUUUGUUACUCUUGGGGAUUACUAUCGUCAAACUAGAGGUUCUAAAGUCAAGGAGGCAAAUAAGUUUUUAUUUGAAAGAUAAAAAGACAUAUCAGGGAUACAACCUUGUUUUUAAGACGAUGUGACUCUGGUUUGCUGCUCUCUGUGGUGGCAGGAAAUUAACGCAGAAGGACACAGCCUCCUGCUGUUAACUGCAUUUUUAUUUUAUUAUUUUUUUAAAUCCUCAUAUUUCCACAGUUACUGUUCUCGUCUCUGCAGAUGACUAUAGUUUAUGACGCAGAUGGACACAAACUGUUUCUGUGAUACAUACUGACCAUCAUUCAGUGUUUACGAUAACUAAUUUCCCUAGUCUCAAUGGUUGUGAGUCAAACAGUAUAAAUACGCUGUUCACAUAACUAAGUAAGCUACCAGGAGUGUUUGCAUGUAUUUGAUGAUUGGGUCCCUGCAGUGCUUUGCUUGAUGACAUCAUGUUGUUGUCUGGCAAAAGUUGAGCUAUACUUAACUUUUUUACUAGAUGACCCUAUAUUGUCGACUACAGAGAGAAUUAAAAUGAUUAAAAUGACCAAAAAGAGUUAUAAACGGCUGUAAAAAGACACUAACAACUGUAAAGAAACACUAACGACUGUAAAGAGACACUAACAACUGUAAUGAAACACUAACGACUGUAAAAAGACACUAACAACUGUAAAGAAACACUAACGACUGUAAAGAAACACUAACGACUGUAAAGAUACACAAAACAUCUAUACAGAAACGACCACAAAGAGAUGCAAACACACGUGACUACAAAGAGACAAUAUGACCACAAAUGGAUACAAAACAACCACAAUGAGACACAAACGACUACAAAGAUGCACAAAAUUACCGUAUGAAGAUG